Molecule: messenger RNA, 1461 nt
Organism: Solanum verrucosum
Lineage: Eukaryota; Viridiplantae; Streptophyta; Magnoliopsida; Solanales; Solanaceae
Product: protein TOO MANY MOUTHS
Exons: 1
Coding region: 1-1461 (486 amino acids)
Molecular function (GO): protein binding
Source: RefSeq, a predicted model, not a curated record
AUGGCCCUUUUUCUCUCAAUACAAAUAACACUACUACUAUCUUUUUUCUUCUUUCCUCUAGGAUUGUCAUUCACCGUUAUAAUGUCGGAUUCCGGUGCACCUUCAGCUCUAGUUGAUGCUCCACAAACUGGCUUCUCGAUGAAUAAUAAUCGUGCACGAACCGAUCCUCAUGAGCAAGAAGCCGUUUACGACAUUAUGAGGGCUACGGGGAACGAUUGGGCCACCGAUAUCCUUGAUGUUUGUCGUGGUCGAUGGCAUGGUAUUGAGUGCAUGCCGGAUAAUGACAAUGUGUACCAUGUUGUGUCACUUUCCUUCGGCGCAUUGUCUGAUGACACAGCAUUUCCUACGUGUUACUCGAGUCAUUCGUUCAUUUCACCUUCAGUUAGGAAACUUCCACACCUUCGGACUUUAUUCUUCUAUCGUUGCUUUAGUAACAAUCCUCAGCCCAUUCCAGCAUUUCUAGCCCAAUUAGGGCCCACUUUGCAAACACUAGUUUUAAGGGAAAAUGGGUUCACAGGGCCCAUUCCUAAUGAAUUGGGUAACCUAACUCAUUUGAGAGUUCUAGAUCUUCACAAAAACAAUCUUAACGGUUCAAUACCAAUCUCUCUGGGCCGGAUCACCGGUUUGAGGUCACUAGAUUUGAGUGACAACAAACUAGCCAGUUCAAUUCCGAGUUUGACUUUUGCUCAGUUAAAUAUCAUGGACCUCAACCAAAAUCACCUUACGGGUUCAAUUCCAUCCACACUCAUGAGCUGUCAUUCGCUUAUAAAGCUAGACCUGAGCCGUAAUCGCCUCUCUGGUUCAAUACCUGACUCGAUCCACAACUUAAACAACCUCAUCCUUUUGGAUUUAAGCUACAAUAGUCUAACAAGCCCAUUCCCAAUGUUACUCAAGAAAUUGAAUUCUCUACAAACCUUAGUCCUCAAUGGAAAUCCAAUGGACUCAGCUAAUCUACCGGAUAACGUAUUCGAUGGUUUCAACGACUUAAUGAUUUUAGGAUUAUCAAACAUGAACCUUCAAGGUCCAAUACCAAAUUCUCUAGGCCGAUUACCUAAGCUACGAGUCCUUCAUCUCGAUGGGAACAAGUUAAAUGGUUCGAUCCCAUCGAGUUUUGGUAAUUUAAAUAACAUAAGUGAGCUUAGGCUAAACAAUAACAUGUUGAGUGGUCCUAUUCCAUUUAAAAGAGAAAUGGUUUGGAGAAUGAGAAGGAAAAUGAAGCUUUCAAAUAAUGAAGGGCUUUGUUACAAUAAAGAAAAUGGGCUUGGAGAUGAUUUAGAGACAUUGUUGGAUUCAGGGAUUGGACAUUGUGGGGACUCUAAAACAGAGCCAAUAAAAACAGUACAACACAUUUCAACACUCAACAGAGCAAGUUUUGUAAGAUCAAAUAGCUACAAAUUAUUAUCAUCUCUUGGAUGUUUGCUUUGGUCAGCUUUAGUUUUUGUUGUAGUUUGUUUGUUGUAA